This is a messenger RNA of Habropoda laboriosa, 1560 nucleotides long. RefSeq names its product acetylcholine receptor subunit beta-like 1 (gene nAChRbeta1). Lineage: Eukaryota; Metazoa; Arthropoda; Insecta; Hymenoptera; Apidae. Gene Ontology annotation, biological process: regulation of membrane potential; signal transduction; monoatomic ion transmembrane transport. Gene Ontology annotation, molecular function: acetylcholine-gated monoatomic cation-selective channel activity; transmembrane signaling receptor activity. The record is from RefSeq and is a predicted model, not a curated record. The transcript is spliced from 5 exons. Gene Ontology annotation, cellular component: neuron projection; synapse; postsynaptic membrane. Bases 1 to 1560 code for a protein of 519 amino acids.
AUGCAUUUUUCUUUGCGGCUCGCGCGUUUUCUCCUCAUCUCCGCGGUUUUUUGUGUCGGUCUCUGUUCCGAAGAUGAGGAGAGGUUGGUGCGAGAUCUAUUUAGAGGGUAUAACAAACUUAUCAGGCCCGUGCAGAACAUGACGGAGAAGGUGCACGUGAAUUUUGGCCUUGCUUUCGUGCAACUGAUCAACGUGAAUGAGAAGAACCAAAUCAUGAAGUCAAACGUAUGGUUGAGAUUCAUAUGGACGGAUUAUCAAUUACAAUGGGAUGAAGCAGAUUAUGGUGGUAUUGGAGUGCUUAGGCUACCCCCUGACAAGGUCUGGAAGCCGGAUAUUGUAUUGUUUAACAAUGCUGACGGCAACUACGAGGUACGCUACAAAAGCAACGUUCUGAUCUAUCCAACCGGCGACGUUCUCUGGGUACCUCCGGCGAUCUACCAGAGUUCCUGUACGAUCGACGUCACGUAUUUCCCGUUCGAUCAGCAAACCUGCAUCAUGAAAUUUGGCUCGUGGACGUUCAACGGUGACCAGGUCUCUCUAGCCUUGUACAACAAUAAGAACUUUGUAGAUCUCUCUGACUACUGGAAAAGUGGUACCUGGGACAUUAUCAGUGUUCCAGCUUAUCUGAACACCUACAAGGGUGACUUCCCGACCGAAACAGACAUCACUUUCUACAUAAUCAUCAGACGCAAGACUCUAUUCUACACAGUGAACUUGAUCCUUCCCACUGUUUUGAUCUCUUUCCUCUGCGUGUUGGUCUUCUAUCUUCCAGCCGAAGCUGGCGAGAAAGUGACGCUUGGGAUCAGUAUUCUGCUGUCGUUGGUCGUGUUCCUGUUGCUAGUCAGCAAGAUCCUGCCGCCCACGUCCUUGGUACUGCCGUUGAUCGCCAAAUAUCUCCUGUUCACCUUCAUCAUGAACACAGUCAGCAUCCUGGUGACUGUGAUCAUCAUCAAUUGGAACUUCCGUGGACCGAGAACGCACAGAAUGCCGCAGCUGAUCAGGAAGAUAUUCCUCAAGUAUCUGCCGACGAUUUUACUCAUGAGGAGACCUAAGAAGACCAGACUGAGAUGGAUGAUGGAGAUACCGAACGUGACGUUGCCAACUUCCACAUAUUCGGGAAGCCCCACGGAAUUGCCUAAACACUUGCCAGCUUCGUUGACUAAAUCCAAGAUGGAGGUGAUGGAGUUGUCCGAUCUUCAUCAUCCCAACUGCAAGAUCAACAGGAAGGUUCAUCAUACUACCAGUGGUUCCAGCGCGGCUGGCGGAGAGGGUUUGAACGAUAGAAGAGGAUCCGAAAGUUCGGACUCUGUGUUGCUCAGUCCGGAGGCCAGCAAGGCCACCGAAGCGGUUGAAUUUAUUGCUGAACACUUGAGAAACGAAGAUUUGUACAUACAGACAAGAGAGGACUGGAAGUAUGUAGCGAUGGUGAUCGAUCGGCUGCAGCUUUACAUUUUCUUCGUGGUGACAACCGCAGGUACCAUCGGGAUCUUAAUGGACGCGCCUCAUAUUUUCGAGUACGUGGACCAGGAUCGUAUCAUAGAAAUCUAUCGUGGAAAGUAA